GUAGCACUUUGUCAGUGACCAUGAGGCUGCUAGCGCUGGCGCUGCUGGCGGUUGCGCAGGCGCACGAAGACCCGCUCGUAGACCCGCUGUCCCGGCAACUGUUCGACUUCAAGGAAGAAACGAAGAAACCAAUCGGACUUCUUAGUACGAGUGCUGGGAAACCCGUUGACCUACGGGAAAUAAAUACCUUCAAUUCUGAUCUCUUAACAAAUCCGUUUUUCAUAGACGUUAUCAACCAUGUUGUCAACGAAAGAAUUCCGGAUAGAGAAGUGUUCGCCAAGGCCACCGGGGCUCACGGGUACUUCGAAGUAACGCAUGACGUCACUAAAUAUACUAAAGCUAAGCUUUUCGAGAAAGUUGGAAAGAAGACGCGAGUUUUGGCCCGAGUUGGAACGUCACAGAUAGACAAGGGUGGGAGUGACACCACCCGUGUCGCUGUAAGAGGAAUCUCCUUCAAGUUCUACACUGAGCAAGGCAACUUAGACUUCUUGAACAUUCAAAUCCCUGUCUACGUCUACAGAGAUCCUAUUCUCUUCGCCGAAGCAGUACAUGCAUUCAGGCCAAACCCUAAAACCUUGACAAGAGAUUUCACAGCAGCCGUCAACUUUGUAACAUUGAACCCAACAGCGUUGCAUGCUUUCUUGUGGCUAGUGUCAGAAAUGGGACUCCCCAAGGGUUUCAGACAUAUGAAUGUUUUCCCCAUUCAUGUAUAUGAGCUUUACAACAAGCACGGAGAGACAUUCUACGUCAGAUUCAAGUUCUUGGCAGAACUCGGCUACGAGCCCUUGAGCUUAGAGCAGGCAGACAAGCUCAGUGGGUCAGACCCCAACUUCUUCAUCAGAGACCUAUACAAUGCCAUUGAGAUGAAGCACUAUCCGGCAUGGAGGUUGGAAAUGGAUGUCCUGAACAAAGAUCUCAAGGACUUGAACUUUAACCCCUUCGAUGUAACCAGGAUUUGGCCUAACGGAACCUAUCAUACUGUGCCUAUCGGUCGUAUCGUUCUGAACAGAAAUGUCGAGAAUCAAUUCGCUGAAGUAGAACAAGCUGCUUUCAACCCUGCGAACCUGGUGCCUGGAAUCUUGAAUCCACCUGACAUGUUGUUCAAAGGAAGAGUUUUUGCCUACCAAAAUGCUCACACUCAUCGUUUGGGUGUUAACCACAACAAGAUUGAAGCAAACUGCCCACUGCACUAUGCUAAAACCUAUAAUCGGGAUGGAAAACCUCCGGUUCUUGACAACAUGAGAGAUGCACCCAAUUACUACCCUAAUUCGUUCAACGGACCUAUUGCUACUGUGGACGAAGCCAAGCCUACGUCGAGAGUGAUUCCAUACGAAAGCCAGUCAGUGUAUCUCGAAGAUUCUAGGCGUUUCUACAACUACGUACUGCACGAGGACUCCCAGAAGCAGCGGUUGAUUGACAACUUAGUAGAGCUGUCGCUUCGAAUUAAGACUCCAGUAGUUGAACAGUUUGUAGAGUUGCUUCUGAAGGUUGACAAAGAGUUGGCGAAACGUUACCUUGUGUCCUUAGAAAUUGCCAAGAAAACUAGGGAACUGCCUGCCACGGUGGAAGAUCUGAGAGAAGACGAGGACGACAUGAUGGCAAGGAGAAGGGAGGAAGAGAGACGGGCGGUAGAGAGAAUAUUGAAAGAAAAAGAGAUGAAGGAAAGAAGAGUUGACGAGAGAAGAAAGGUAGUUUACAAACAUGAAGAUUAAUACCUAAAUCUUCUUGACUCUUAACUGUAUUCUUUAUUCUUUUUAUCGUUUUUAUUCAGAAAAUCUAUAAAA
Molecule: messenger RNA, 1784 nt
Organism: Plutella xylostella (diamondback moth)
Lineage: Eukaryota; Metazoa; Arthropoda; Insecta; Lepidoptera; Plutellidae
Product: catalase-2
Biological process (GO): response to hydrogen peroxide; hydrogen peroxide catabolic process
Cellular component (GO): mitochondrion; peroxisome; cytoplasm
Molecular function (GO): heme binding; catalase activity
Source: RefSeq, a predicted model, not a curated record